UCUCUCUUUUGUUGAUUUCGGCCGCCCCUCAAAACCCUUCCCCUCGCCUGUUGCCAGUUGCCACACCGGAGCACCAAAUCUACCAGCGGUUGCAAGCUCCAAGCCCAGCGCGGAUCACACCUGCGCUUCCAAUCUCGGCGAGGGAAUCGGAGAUGCAGCAGGGGGACGGCACGGAGGCGCAGGUGACGUGGGAGGACCAGCAGAACAUCAACCGCUUCGGCCGCCUCAACAACCGACUCCACGAGCUCCACGACGAGAUCAAGCUCGCCAAGGAGGCAGAUGAAAACCUUGACGACGCUGGGAAUGAACUCAUCUUGUCAGAUGAAGAUGUGGUACGCUUCCAAAUUGGAGAAGUGUUUGCUCACAUGCCAAGAGAUGACGUCGAGACUAGGCUGGAGCAGAUGAAAGAGGAUGCAGCUAAGAAGCUGGAGAGGCUAGAGGAGGAGAAGGAAUCCAUCCUCAGCCUGAUGGCUCAGCUGAAGAAGAUACUGUAUGGGAAGUUCAAGGAUGCCAUCAACUUGGAGGAAGAUUAAUAACAGCGAGUUCAAUUGCUUGGUGUCCUUUCUAUGUCUGGAUCUGUUUUUGUUCUUCUGCCCCCCACUAUGGCAUGUUUGGCAUAGCUUAUGUUUCUGUACGAUCCGUUGUCUGGAGAAUCUUGUGAAAAACAGAUUUUGCUUCUCUGGAUUAUGUAGUUUAUUCUCAGAAUCUGCUUACUGAUAAUCUGUUGUAGACAAUCUUACCGUUCAGCACAGUUUCUACGGAAUCCACAAGCAGAAGCUGUACCAAACAAGAUCUAUAGUGAUCAUGUGAUGCUGGAUGGAGAGUUUCAAUUUUUAAA
Molecule: messenger RNA, 838 nt
Organism: Phragmites australis (common reed)
Lineage: Eukaryota; Viridiplantae; Streptophyta; Magnoliopsida; Poales; Poaceae
Product: probable prefoldin subunit 4
Exons: 3
Coding region: 153-533 (126 amino acids)
Biological process (GO): protein folding
Cellular component (GO): prefoldin complex; cytoplasm
Source: RefSeq, a predicted model, not a curated record